AAGACAUCGGAGUGGUUCCUGUGCAGCCCUGCUGCUAAACGUAACCGUUUCAACGCCGGGUGCUAUGAUAGGGGCGUACGCGGGCUGCCUACGGAUGAGUUUCCGUCUGCCCACGGAAAACAGCGCGCCGAGUAAUUCAACCGUAAAAGAAAACUCCUUCCCCGCUCCAUCCCGCGGGCGAUGCGCGGCACCGGCCGCGCAAACCUCCGCCGCCCGGGCCGGCGACACCCGGGCGGCUGUUCCGCAGCCGGGGAGGAGGCUCCGCUCGGAUGGGCUUCGCCUUCCGUCCCCUUCCGCCGCCCCCCGCGUCCCUCUGCCACCGGCGGCUGGGGGAUGCGGCCGGCGGGGCCGGCGCUUCGCCGCCAAAAACCCGCAUCGCCUCGGAGGAGGAGCAGGCGGCGGCGAGGCGCCGCUGGCCGCCACCCAAGCGCCGCGGGUCCACGGGGCGCGGGCAGCGUGGAAAGAGGCUCCAGGUUAAUCUUCACCCGUCGCACCACCGAAUCUGUCCAGCCUUUGGCCGGAGGACAGUGUGAUUCCUGCUCUUUGCCCUCCCCUCUGAAGUGAUUGAAGCCAGGGAGCACAGGCUGAAGUUAAAAAGAAGC
Chroicocephalus ridibundus (black-headed gull) is the source of this 602-nucleotide messenger RNA. Its product is annotated as PH domain leucine-rich repeat-containing protein phosphatase 1-like. Lineage: Eukaryota; Metazoa; Chordata; Aves; Charadriiformes; Laridae. The coding region runs from base 65 to 478 and encodes 137 amino acids. The record is from RefSeq and is a predicted model, not a curated record. The transcript has 2 exons.